Molecule: messenger RNA, 836 nt
Organism: Salpingoeca rosetta
Lineage: Eukaryota; Choanoflagellata; Craspedida; Salpingoecidae
Exons: 1
Coding region: 135-482 (115 amino acids)
Source: RefSeq, a predicted model, not a curated record
AGUACCCACAGCAGCAGCAUCAUGUGACGGUGGUGCACACGCAGCCGCGACGUGCGAGCGUCAACUUUGUGGUGCAGUUGGCCGUGCUGGCGCCCAUCUCCGUGGCCUUGCUGGUGGGCGCCUACUUUGCCAGCAUGUACUGCCUGAUCUGGGUCAUCGGCAUCACCUUCUACACCCACUUUCUGAUCCGGUACACGUCCGCUGCAAGCGAGGCGCCCAUGCUGCUCAAGACGUGGCUCGUGGUUGGCUACGCGGUGGUGGUGGCCGCCUGCGCCACGGCGAUUGUGUCCCUGCAGAACUUCUUCCAGUGUGUCUCGGACGGCUACGUGGACCCCUCGGACAGCGAGUGCAAGCGCGCCCUGCGCUUCUUCUACGUCUCGUGUGGCCUGUACGGCCUUGUCUAUGCCGUCGACUUUCUGCUCGCCCUCAGCCACCUCCUGAAGCGUCGCGCAGUCAACGCUGGCGGAUAUUCGCAAGUGUGACGUGUGGGUUUCGUUGUGUGUGUGUGUGUCUGUGUGUGUGUGUGUGUGUGUGUGUGUGUGUGUGUUUGUUGAAUGAUGGCUUCUUGCGUUGUCCUGCUCUCCGUUGUCCUGUCCUCCCACUCUCCCGUUGUCCUGUUCUUCCCCUCUCCCGCUGUCCUGUCCGAUGAGUGUCCUGCUUUUGUUUUCCCGUCCUCCUCCCCAUCUCCACCUCUUCCUUUAUCGCCUUUGCUCGCCACCCAUGCGCGACUUGCACUGACCAUCGUCGCAGCGUUGCCCUUGCCUGUCCUCUGCCUCGUGUUACCCCUCUUAUGUCCAGCACUCUGAGUGCUGCGCUUCAUUACAAUUCCACCGAUG